Messenger RNA from Anolis sagrei ordinatus, 360 nucleotides. The record is from RefSeq and is a predicted model, not a curated record. NCBI's taxonomy places the organism in Eukaryota, Metazoa, Chordata, Lepidosauria, Squamata, Anolidae.
AGAAGCUGGAUAUGGCGAACUUGUGGGGCUCCCGCUUUGCCCGGAGCCGCUUCCUGGGCGGCUUCCUUUGCGGAGCAGCCACCUCAGGCCUGGCCGCCAUUUACUUCCUCAGGAAGAGACCCAAACCUUCCCCGAGCGCCUCUCUGGCAGAAAAACCUUCCCAACCGCCGCCAUUGCUGAGAGACGAACCCCUGAUAGAGCCUGUGCUGGAAAAAUAUGGAUUUCCUAAUGCUGGAACUCAGGUCAGAUAUUACACCAAUCAUGCACUGUCUUAUGAUCAGGCGAAACGGAUACCUAGAUGGGUGAUUGAACACGUUUCCAAGCAUAAGACCUUGGGUAAGUAAACUUUGCAUGCAUCUG